AUGGAAUUGCGACGAAUGGAUCGACUCCGUGUAAGCUUUCGCAGAAGGUCGAGAAGGUUGGGCAGAGCUAUGUUUGAGAAAGACGCACCUCGAAGAAGUUGCGAUGUUUCGAAAGUUUGUUUUUGUUCUAGUGAAGUUUCCAGAAGUUCGGUCAUAACUUACUUGUUUGCCACUCUUAUUGCCCACCAACGUGUUGUGUUUAUUCAAGCUCAAACGAGCUCCCAUAUCUGGUUACAAGGCCGACUACACAGAAGAAACACAAUGAGGGGACGAGCACGAUCGUACUGCUAUCUGAGCAAUGAUCGCGAAGCUUUCAUGCGCUCACCGCUGCCGAUGCGAAAUCUUAAUCCCUUCUAUCUCAGCCAGUUCUCUUUUGGACGAGAGACAGCUUCUGUCAACAAUAUCUCCAGUUCGAUGUCCACACUACCAACAGCCUCUGAAACAUUAAGAGAUGCAGUUUUGCCACGCGGGCGGACGCUAGUCAAAGGUCAUACGUUGUCAACAGUGGGGCCCAGGAUGCUGUGA
Molecule: messenger RNA, 525 nt
Organism: Necator americanus (New World hookworm)
Lineage: Eukaryota; Metazoa; Nematoda; Chromadorea; Rhabditida; Ancylostomatidae
Exons: 6
Coding region: 1-525 (174 amino acids)
Source: RefSeq, a predicted model, not a curated record